AUGGGUUGCGGUGCAUCUGCGAGCCAGGCUGUCUGGCCAAAGCGAGCUGAAAAGCGAGCAUCGCAUCAGCAUCCGGAUGCAGAUCCAGAGCUGCAAACUUUGUUGGACAAGCAUGGCUUGUCCACUCAAAUGGAAUCCUUACAGCGACUGGGUGUGACCAGACCUGGUCACAUCGCAGAUUUGUUGGUGACCGACUUGGAGGAGGCAGGCUUGUCGCGGGUUCAGAUCCGGCAGCUUCAACGAGAUGUGGCCCGAGUGCCAGCAGCCUCCACUAGUUCCGAGUCGCCCGAGGUCUCACCGUGUGGAAUUCAACAUCCAACAUUCGAUGAUGUCGCCGUGCCUCCCAAGGAGUCAGCGGCAAGCCAUGACGGAGAACCACCUUGCUCAGCAGCCGUGCUUUCGGAAGAGUCUCCAUCAGGGCCUUUGCAGCCGCUCCGGCAGCUGAAGUCCUCGAUUUGCGGAGAUUGCUCGGAAACGGAGCUUGAGAAAAGCCCAGGCUUGGGCGCAAGCGUUGUGGAGCAGAGCAAGCCUUGGAGCGCGGAUGGCGACGAUCGGAUGGGGAGAAAUGUGGGCCAGGCAACUCCGAAGGAGAAAACGCCCACCCAUCAAUCUGGUGGCAAGCCGCCCCUGUACAAAAACACCGCCCCAAACCCACAGUCACCUUCGGUCAGCCCGAAGCAGCAUUUAUCACCGGCGACGGCUGCCACUGGCUCUAGACCGGACUCCCGUGAAACACAAGGGACACCCCCACUUCCCCACAGCAUCGGAGAUGACGAAGACGUCGUGCCUAGCGGCAACGUUGGCGAUGUCGAGAAUGCAGAGCUAGCGGACUUGGAGUUUGACGUCACUCUUUUGCCGGAGGUGGCGACAUCGUCGCUGAAGGAGAGCCUUGUCCAAGAUGCCUUUGCGCCAGCGUCGGCGGCAAAAGCACCACCGGUGAGGCCGCAGGCGUUUGGAGCUGGACCGCAGCCGCAGGUCAACCGCGAUGCUUUAGCUCCCAGUGCCCAGUUGCCAGUGGCACUGCGACAGCGCCUCGCAGCAAGGGAGGAGGGGCUGCGUGAGAAGCGCCAGAAUCGCCAGUCCGAGAGAUCCGACGAGCCGUGGAUGGAAAGGCCUGGCCCGAGGACGCGCAGCCCUCCCGGGCGCCUUCGCAGUGCCUCCGAAGGCCCUUCAGUGCAGCGCGCACAGGCCAGGGGAAGGCCAGCCUCCGUUGGCGCAGCAGGGAGGCAGAUGUUUGACAAGAAUGAGCUGCGUGCUUUUCAUCGAGACCUCUUCAUGCAGGCAAUCGGCAAGUACCAGGCGAAGAUUCCCACGUGUGUCCAAGAGCCAGUGGACGGAACGUUGCUUCCAACUGGUCAGAGCCAAAGCUCCGCAAAAGCGAAACCAGUUCGGGUUUAUGCACGGAAGCGACCUUUGUUUAGUGAGGAGGUCGCCAAGCGCAAUGAUUUCGACGUUCUGCACAUCAUCCCUGGCCCUGGGACACCAUCACAGCUGGUUCUUCAUAACUGCUUGUUCCAAGCGGAUCUCCGUACCCCUAUGGUGCACCACCUGCGCUUUGCCUUUGACCAGGUCUUCUCGCAAUCGGCAGAGGAUGAGGAAGUAUAUAAAGUCUGUGCCGCGAAUCUCGUAUCUGCAGCCCGCACGGGACAGGCCAGCACUGUGUUGAUGUUUGGCCAGACUGGGAGCGGCAAGACGCACACCAUGAGGGCCAUCGAGACGCUAGCAGCAGAGGAUUUAUUCCGUGGAGAAUCGAAGCUGUCGAUCAGCUUUGUGGAGCUUCGGGGCUCGCGCUGCUUCGAUUUACAGGUUCCAAACUUGCCCGAGCUGAAGCUUCGCGAGGUGCGCGAGGCAGCUGGAAAUUUCUUUGUAGCCGAAGGCGCGGCUGAGAUCUUUCCAGAAAACGUUGAGGCAGCCUGUGCCGCACUUCAGGCCGCAAGGCAGCGCAGGGCCACCUUCGUCACUGAAGCGAACGACGAGAGUUCUCGAAGCCAUGCCGUCUGCACGAUAAGAGUGCUGGAUACAGGCGGAUGCUUGACUCUGGUGGACUGUGCUGGAACGGAGCGGCGGAAGGACUCUGCAAAUCAUUGUCGUGAGCGACAACACGAGGGAGCCGAAAUCAAUGCGUCCCUGUAUGCACUCAAAGAGUGCAUUCGGUUUAUGUCUGCCAGGCAGCGCAUUCCACCGCAUGCCUUCCGAGCUUCAGCGCUCACAAAGCUGCUUGCACGAUGUUUGUCUCACUUGAAUACGUCUUUCCUUUCCGUCAUCUGUACCCUGGCUCCGGCUGCAUCAGACACCGAGCACACGCUAUCCACGCUGCGGACGGGUGCAGCUCUGAGAGUGAAAGCUGCCUGUGGGACCGAGCGGGAAGUCCUCCCAAGUGUCUCAGUGAAGAAUCGAGAUCCGCAUCCUCGGCAAUGGUCUCCGCAUGAAGUUCGGAAUUGGCUCUGUCAGGUCGAGAACGGCAUUUUUUCUGACGUGUGCGCAGCGCUCCCAGCGGAGUUCACCGGCCAGAUGCUUGCGACACGACUGCAACGCUUCCACCUCCGGAACAUAGUCGCCUGA
Symbiodinium sp. CCMP2456 is the source of this 2562-nucleotide messenger RNA. NCBI's taxonomy places the organism in Eukaryota, Dinophyceae, Suessiales, Symbiodiniaceae. The record is from the annotation of a GenBank genome assembly.